Molecule: messenger RNA, 4716 nt
Organism: Alosa sapidissima (American shad)
Lineage: Eukaryota; Metazoa; Chordata; Actinopteri; Clupeiformes; Clupeidae
Exons: 10
Coding region: 1324-4071 (915 amino acids)
Source: RefSeq, a predicted model, not a curated record
GUUUGCCUAGAUUUGUGUGUUAACGCCACUCCUUCCAGCAACUUGGCCAUCUUAGUUUAAUUUUCAUGUCAUUGAUUACUUGUUUGCACAAAUUAAUGAGUGAUUAUUCAACAUAGGCUUCAAGUAGGCUACUUUACAGGCCUAGCCUACUAUUACUAGAGUAUUACUAGAUUACUACACGUUUGAAAUCGUCUGUGUUACGUUCGCUAAUUGCAUAGUAUUUAAGCACUUCUCGACUAAUGUCCCCAUACAGACUAUAGGACACCCCUCCCCCCAACAUUUUGGCGGUUUGGCUGCACUCCCUUUUCCACUCUCGCACUCCCGGUCUCAUCAGACUCAAGUCCCCAAAUAGACUAUAAGAACGGAUCCCCCCACCCCACCCCAGAUGCUUUUGGCGGGCUCAGUUUUACAACUAGGCUAUAUCAGCACUUUUUGUAUUCCAUAGGUUUAGUCUAAAACAUUUCUAAUUGAUGAUACCGGAAUAUAAACAAUUAAAUUAAUGAAAAUAAAAAUGUAUUAAUUUCGGUUAUUUUAUUUCAAACAACGCAAGAGAUUCACGUCCAAUCAGCAGCGAUCUAUCCCACAACGUCUUUCUUCUACAACAAGAAGUACUUUGACAAGCGCCAUUUUGAUGAAACCAGGAGUAGGUGAAACGUGGAGGAGAGGACACGUGUGUGCUGUAAAUGUAAGUUUAAUGUUCUGUCUUGUAUUGCUUUAUACUUGAGAAACAUAUUUUUGAUAGAACAGCAGGGUAGUUCUUGUUGCUACGUUAUAAUCGCAUUAACGUUAGGUUAGUUACUGGAUACGAGUCUAACACCACUCCGCUGGUACUACGGUAGUAAGUGUUGAAUUAAUGCGAUGUAUAACGUUAUACUUUUACUUUUGACGGCUUUGAUCCUCGAAGCCUGCAUGCUUAAACCAUGUAACGUUUCAGCAAGCCAACUACCAAAUGUUAUUAAGAUGGCAAGCAAACGAAGUUCGCACGUUAGCAAAUUACCUACAAAUAGACGUUAGCAUAGAUGGUCUAACAGGGGACAUGUCUGCACGCUGGCAAGUUCACCUAACGUUGCCUGACAAAACCAGACAGCAUGCUAAUGAAGUAAACACUUUAGCAAGUUAGAAAGUUAUCAAAAAAAGUAGAGACCUUGCUACUGUUAAUAAGUCAAUACUUUAGCGAGCUAUCAUAAUGACAAAGUAGCUUAACAGCCUAGUUAUACAGACAUUAGGCUAACGUUAGAGAUAUUAAGUUGUUUUCCCCCCAUGAUGUCAGUCUUAUAUUCUUCUAUUAUUAUCUCCUUAGAUAUUACUUGUUGAGCAUGUGAAAUGACAAGUACCAACUCGGAGAGGUUCUUAAAACGAAUUUUAGUUUUGCGCCAGCAUCACUCAAAGUGUGAAUCCCUCUAUGAUAAAAUGGCAACCAUGGGGAAGCAGGAGAGCGAUGCAGAAUCGGGAUACAAAACGGAAGGCCCAAAAAGAACAACAAAAGUACGAAAUAACAGUGCUUCAGAAUUAGUUCCAGAGCUACAGCGAACGGAAAGUGUGUUUCUCACAAAAGAGAUGCUGGGCAUUCCAAGGGAUUCUUUGCCCAGCAGUGAAGAUAGUGGCAGCGAGGACGAUUAUGUUCCGGACUCAAAUAGCAGCAGCUCAGAGGAGCCCAGUGAUGAGGAACCUGCAAAGAAGGUCAGGCCCAAAGUUUCUUCUGCCAAGUCCAGUGAUGAGGAACCUGCAAAGAAGGUCAGGCCCAAAGUUUCUUCUGCCAAGUCCAGUGAUGGCACAACAACAACAUCCUUUUCUGCCACUGACAAUGAGAAGUCUUCAAGUGAGUCAGUAGUUGUAAUGAAUGUGAAAAAGAAAUCAGAUGGGUCAAGGGCCUACAGCAAAAGGCAUUUUUGUCUUUUUUGUUCAAAGCCUUAUGCAAAAAUGGCAAGACACUUGGAACAUGUACACAAAAAUGAAGCAGAAGUAGCUGCAGCUGUUAGAUUCCCCAAAAAUUCAAAAUCAAGAAGAAUUCACCUGGACCUUCUGCGCAAAAAAGGAAACCGGGCACACAACAUUGACGUGAUUCGUGAAGGCUCUGGCGUGAUAGUUCCUUGUAAACAAACAAGUGACCGUAAUAUCAAUCCUCAAGAUUUCCUGCAUUGUUUAAGCUGCCAAGGGCUUUUCAAGAGAAGGUUUCUUUGGAAGCAUAUGAAAAGGUGCACUCUGGCUAGACAGUGUGGGGUACUCAAACCUGGCAAAAACAGAAUACAAUCACUCUGUGCAAACGCUCAACCUGUACCAGUGGGAGUAAGUGCUAAGUUAUGGAAGCUCUUAAGUGAAAUGAGUCAGGAUGAUGUUACCCAUGCCGCUAAAAAUGACGUGUGCAUUGUAAAGAUGGGAGAGCAAAUGUUUAACAAAAUUGGCCAUGAUCCUUCAAAACACGAAUACAUUAGGCAAAAGAUGAGGGAGGUUGGAAGACUGCUGUUAGCAGGUACACAGGAAUCCCCAAUGAAGACGAUGGAGGAUUUCAUUCUUCCGUCGAACUUUCCACAUGUUGUGAAUGCUGUGAAGGAUGUAGCAGGCUUUGACAGUAACUCCAAUUCUUUCAAAAUACCUUCACUGGCUUUAAAAUUAGGCCACAGCUUGCAGAAGAUUGCGAGCAUUAUUGAAUGUAAUGCAAUGAUAUCGGGGAAAAAGAAAAUUGUUGAAAAUGCACAACACUUCAAACAAAUUUACCGAACAUGCUGGAAUGAAAAUGUUUCCUCAUCUGCACUGAAAACACUUUCAGAAGCGAAGUGGAACACCCCACAACUGCUGCCAUUCACUGAAGAUGUUAAAAAAAUGCACAUGUACAUGGAUCAAAAACAAAAAGAAGCAUACCAACAGCUAACAAACGAGAAAUCAUCAAGGAACUGGGUUGAUCUAGCUGAGGUAACCCUCGCUCAGCUCAUACUGUUCAACCGUAGAAGAGAGGGGGAGGUGUCAAAAAUGCGCCUAACUGCCUUCACUGAAACUGAUGUGCCAUUGCAUGCAGAUGUAGCUGAGGCUCUAACUGCUCUAGAGAAGAAGCUGUGUGAACACUUCAAAAGGAUUGAAAUUCGUGGGAAGAGAGACAGGAAGGUCCCUCUACUGCUAACCCCAGCAAUGCAGGCGUCCAUGGAAUUGUUAGUGAAGACUCGUGCAUCCUGUGAGGUUCUCGAAAAUAACAUCUAUUUUUUUUCCAGACCUAGACAAGAAACGUUUAUUCGAGGCUACAAGUGCAUUCACCAGUUUGCAAAGGAGUGCCAAGCCAAAUACCCAGAGCGCUUAUCCUCUACGAAAUUAAGGAAACAUGUAUCCACACUUUCCAAGGUUUUGAACCUCAAAGAUACAGAAAUGGAUCAAUUGGCUGAUUUUUUGGGCCACAACAUCGCAGUCCACCGCAAGUUCUAUCGUCUGCCAGAAGGAACACUACAACUGGCUAAAGUUAGUAAAGUCCUGAUGGCCAUGGAAAGAGGGUGCUUAAUGGACUACAAAGGAAAGAAUUUAGAUGAAAUUGAAAUUGAUCCCAAUGAAACAAUUCCAGAGGAGAGUGACCAUUCAGAAAGCGAACUGACGGACGAAGAACUAAGCCCACCUUCUACAUCCUACCUACCUUCAGCUGCUAAGAAACGAACUUCAAAGAAGAAACAGUGCAUGCAAUCAGAGGAAGAGUCCGAGGAUCCAGGUUCAGCUGUUAAGAAACGCACUUCAAAGAAGAAACACUGCAUGCAGUCAGAGGACGAGUCCGAGGAUCCAGGUUCAGCUACUAAGAAACGCACAUCAAAGAUGAAGAGCCAAAGUAAAUGUGAUGAAAUGAACUCCGAUGUUCCAGAUGCAGCAUCCAAGACAUCCUGCCGCAAGAGAAGACCAUGGAGUCAAGAAGAAAUCCGCGCUGUUGAGAAGACCCUGAUGAAAUUUAUCACUACAGGCAGAACUCCUGGGAAGGCAGACUGCGUUUCUUGUAUCAACUCAGCACCUGAAGCACUUAAGUUCCGUGACUGGAUGUCAGUUAAGUUUUAUGUCAAAAAUCGUUGUGUGUCCUACCAAAGAACCACACAGACCCUUUUAUAGCAAUUUGAUAAGAAUGAGUUUGGGGGUGGGAGAUGGGAAUGUGUUCCGUUUUCUUAACAGGGCUUGAGCAUUUCAGAGGACCACACAAUACAUGCCCUGUACUUACACAGUAUUCUUGUUUAUAUUUUAUGUUGGCAGAGGGUCAGCAAUGUUUUUGUCAUUGGUAUUACAGUACAUGCACUUUAUUUUAACAGUACUUAAAUGAUUUUAGGUUGGGAGAGGGUCAAUUGUGUACUUUCGUUGUUAAUACUACAUGCUCAUACAAACAGGCUUUAGAGGAAAAUUAAUGAUGCUCAUGAUUGUAAUAAUGUUGAAGUGUAAAGAGUUGAGUGUGAGAAGAAGGUACGUUGUAUCCUUGUUGACGAGGUUCGUUAAAAAUAUUCUGACAACACAAUUUUUUAAAUUCAUUUUAAUAUUUCUUUUAUUUUCAUUAUUCACUUGGUAUCUGCAAUGCCUGAGUAGAUAUUUUAUAUUGAGAAGGUAUCUGCUUUUUCACAUGGUGUUGACUGUAGCAUUACUAGCACUUUCAGAAAUAAUGUACGCUAAUAACUAUCACAACAAUCUACCUCAUAACGUUCUAAUGAAGUGUGGUUGUGCAUUCUGGCACUGUGUUAAGCAGCCAAUAAAUGUGUUGAUUGCUACUAA